Molecule: messenger RNA, 3158 nt
Organism: Centrocercus urophasianus (Greater sage-grouse)
Lineage: Eukaryota; Metazoa; Chordata; Aves; Galliformes; Phasianidae
Product: probable G-protein coupled receptor 83
Exons: 6
Coding region: 249-1514 (421 amino acids)
Biological process (GO): neuropeptide signaling pathway
Cellular component (GO): membrane
Molecular function (GO): neuropeptide Y receptor activity
Source: RefSeq, a predicted model, not a curated record
CGGAGCUUCGAGCCCGAGGGGGUCCGAGCCGGAGCAGCCGGCGGCGGCACAGCCGCAGAAAAGAAACAACUGUUCUGAAGUAUGGGAUGAGAGCAGCACCAGAACAUCCUUCCCUGAAAGUUGGAGGAAAAGUGCACUCAUCUGAGAACGAAUAAAAACAACCUGACAAAUGCCCAUUCCUACAUGUGCUCUGUGUAAUAAUGAGUUAAUCUCUCCAGCCCACCUGUGGAGCUAUUGCAGCUCCUGGUAUGCGGAGGAGUUGGGAGUGCACAGCCCCAAACCAGCGCUGUGCAGAGGCCUCUGCUGCACAGAUAGCAGCUUAUCUUGAGGAGUUUGACCGUUACUAUUCCUUGACCAAACUCAUGUCCAUCUACCAAGCAACCAACAGGACUGCCUUCAACUGGACAGACAGCCGCAUUGUGGAGUGGGAGAAGUUUGCGGAGCUGGCUCGAUACGAGCCAGAAUCCCAGAAACCAACUGUGAAGGCUCUCCUGAUCGUGGUGUACUCAGUGAUUAUCAUCAUGUCUCUCUUUGGGAACGUGCUGGUGUGCCAUGUGGUGCUGAAGAACAAGAGGAUGCACUCGGCCACCAGCCUGUUCAUCGUCAACCUGGCUGUGUCUGACAUCAUGAUCACAUUGCUCAACACGCCCUUCACUCUGGUUCGGUUUGUGAACAGCACCUGGAUCUUUGGGAAGGCGAUGUGCCAUGUCAGCCGCUUCGUGCAGUACUGCUCGCUGCACGUCUCCACGCUCACCCUGGCAGCCAUCGCCCUGGACAGGCACCAGGUCAUUCUGAACCCACUCAAGCAAAGGAUGUCUCUGACAAAAGGAGCACUGAGCAUCGCUGUGAUCUGGCUGCUGGCUGCCUGCUUCUCCCUGCCCCAUGCCAUCUACCAGAAGCUCUUCCAGUACAACUACAGGGAAGCCACCGUGCGGAGUCUGUGCCUCCCGGAUUUCCCUGAGCCUGCAGAGCUGGUCUGGAAGUACCUGGACCUGUCCACCUUCCUGCUCCUCUACCUGCUGCCGCUGCUCGUCAUCACCGCCACCUACACGCGCCUGGCCAAGAAGCUGUGGCUGCGCAAUGCCAUCGGUGACGUCACCACGCAGCAGUACGUCGCCCACCACAGGAACAAGAAGAAGAGCAUCAAGAUGCUGGUGCUGGUUGUGGUGGUCUUUGCUGUCUGCUGGUUUCCGCUCAACUGCUACGUAGUGCUCAUCUCCAGCCUGGGCAUUAAGACCAACAACUCGCUCUACUUUGCCCUGCACUGGUUUGCUAUGAGCAGCACCUGCUACAAUCCCUUCAUUUACUGCUGGCUGAAUGAGAGCUUCCGUGCGGAGCUCAGAGCCCUGCUGUGCAUGUGCCGGCACACAGCUCAGCCGCGCAGCGCCGCGCAGCCGCCCCUGGCCGCGUCCUGCCGCGAGGCCUGGGGGGAGCGAGCUGGGUGCACGAAGGGGCCCUCAUCAAACAGCGUUUGCUCCGCUGUGCUCAUCCCGACAGCCAACACUGACCUGUGAGCAAGGGUGGCAAUGGACGGAGUUUGGCACACGUCUGAAAGAAGGACCCUUGUAGCCAGGUGAACCUUAUCUGUAGGGAUUCCCCCAGGUAAUUCAUACUAAAGCCUCCCAGCUGAGUGCAGGUGUAGCAGAAAUGCUAACUCAGGGCUUGAAGAAGUGAUGCAGCACCUGGUGGGAAGGCAGGGCCAACCGGGGGAGCUCAAGUCAAACAAUGCCACUGAGUGGUGGAAGGGAUGGAUCCAGGAUCCACUCCUGCCCAGACCUCAUUGAAGGGCUGGCAGUGGAGGUGAGGGUAUCUCUCUGGAGAUCCCUGUGUACUUGAGGCCUUGUAAAGGUAAACAGCUUUUUUUCUGUAGAUUCUGCAUCCAGGGCUGCUGCACUUGGGCUUAUCCUAGCUUGCUGCAGCCAAAGUCCUUUGUAGCAUUACAGCAGGGUAAGGGGAAGUCAGCGGUGGGUGUCACACUGAGUCCUGCUGCUCCUCCUGCCCUGCUCCCAGCCCAGGCUGUGUGCUGGUGGAGCAGAGCACUGUAUUGGGGCUGUAGAGCUCCAUCUCUAUGUCAGACCUCGUGUCAUUUGGUUCACUGAGAAUUUAUUUUAAUUUCUGUUAAAUUACGUUGCAAACAAACCUACAGGCACUGAAUUAAAGGCCACAAAAUAAUUCAUCAGGGCUGUAGCAUUCAGCAACUGGAGAAUUAAAUAAUUCUAGAUAAUUACUAAUUGUUGUGGAAGAGAUUCAUUGAGGCAACUGAAUUGAAUCACAGUUAAAGGGGAGGCUUUCUACAGUUUUGAGAAGAAUAGCUUGAUUUAGCUGUACUUGGGAGGCAAAUGGAGAAAAGAAGACAAUAAAGGAAAGAGGAAAAAAAUACAGAGAGACAAAGGAUAUCAAAGCAGACAGAAACCAGAUUUGCUGUGUGACUCUGCUUGCAGUGUGGAACAGAGGCACAGAGAAGCAGUGCUCCUGCCUGGCCAUGAUGCCCCUUCCCAUCGCACUGCUCCUCAGAAGCUGCAUGGGGGCUGCAGGAGCCAUUUCUGCCUGCACAUUUCCAGGUUGUGCUUGGGUGAGGGGUUGCUCAGCUGUAGAAGGCUGCUGCUAAGCUUCUCCAGUAUGUUCUUACAGGAGCCCUUAAGAAAACAAGGUUUACUCCCUAUUUGUCGAUAGGUAAUGGGGUUCAGGCCAGGUGAUAAGCAAAAGAAAAGGUACCCAGUGCCUAGUGCUGUAGCAGUGGUGCUAAGUGAACCUUGAGAACAGCCUUCAUUGGGUAAUGAGCAGGCAAGGGCUCAGUGACCCACAGAGUUUUUUGCUGCUCAUGGCUGUUCAGCUGAUUCUGAUACCCAUUGGCAUCAUCUAUGGAUUGCAGUUUGGCAUUCACCUGGAAUUUCAACCUGCAGGAGCACAUCUCUUAUGGGCUAUUUAUAUUGUCCUGACCAAAAAUACCCACAAAAGCGAAUGUUUCCCAAAGAAACAAUCGAAAAUGGAAAGCUACAUCCUGUCCCCAGAAGCAUUCUGUAGCAGCACAGGAGCUGGAAUGGGAAUGGCAUACUGGCACUGGCUCAUGCACGGCUCCUAAUGCAGCCUGCAGCCAUCAAGGGCACUGGCAGAGCCAGCUUGGUGCUGGGUCCCACCUGGAGAUGGUGCUGGGCCAG